Molecule: messenger RNA, 948 nt
Organism: Dendronephthya gigantea
Lineage: Eukaryota; Metazoa; Cnidaria; Anthozoa; Malacalcyonacea; Nephtheidae
Product: proline-rich protein 13-like
Exons: 5
Coding region: 120-650 (176 amino acids)
Source: RefSeq, a predicted model, not a curated record
CACGGUUUGAUGAUCAUUGCUGGUAGUUGAAACCAAAUCAAUUCUUCUCGUGAAUUUGUUAGUACUUGUUUGUCUUUAUAUCGUCGAAGAAGCUCUAAUAUAGUCAAAAGGACGGCAAGAUGAUGAAAUCGUUUCUUGUCGCAGUUUUUACCAUUGGAGUGAUCCAGGCCAUGCCAACCGAUUUCAAAGUGAAGAGAGCGGCAGGCAGUGGAAGUGGAAGCGGUAGUGGAAGUGGUGGUGGCGCUGCUGCUCCGCCCGUAGGAGGAAUGGGAUUCCCAGGUAUGGGGAUGGGUAUGGGUGGAUGUCAAAUGCCCAUGCCACAGUGUCCACCGGCCAACCCAUGCGGUGGUCAACAACAACCAAUGUGCCCACCGCCAGGUGGUAACCAAUGCUGUCAACCACAAGGAGGAAUGGGCAUGCCUAUGCCUAUGCAAAUGCCAAUGCAAAUGCCUAUGCCAAUGCCAAUGGGUGGCGGCGGAUGUGGAAUGGGAUGUGAUGACAAGAAGGAGAAGAAACUCAAAGAUGAGGAACGCAAAGAAAAGAAAAAAGGCAAGAAAUCGCACAAAAAACACCACAAGAAGCAACACAAGAAGCAACACAAGAAGCACAACAAGAAGAGCAAGGCACACCGCCACCACAAGGACGAAUAAAUAUUCUGGACACAUGAUAUUUGUUCUUACAAGUGGACAUUGACUGUAUGUCUACUGUGUAAUAUUUAACCAGAUUUGAUGAGGAAGUGUGUAAUUCAUAAACUGUACAGUCCAUCCAGUUCCGUGAUUAUCUUAAUUAACAUGGUUCCGGAGGUGACUUUUGAGUUUUAAGCAUCCUUCACAGGUUAGCGCAAUAUUGCAUGAUGUGUUUUUUUUAAACUCCAUGUAUGUAAUUGUGUAGAAAAUAUAUAGUCAAUAUUUUGCGAUAACAUUAAAGUGAAUUUUUCUGUCAAAAUUA